UCGGCGGAAGCGCGACGGGCCGGUGCGGCGGCGAGAGGGCAGGGGCCGUGCGUCCCGGGCUGUCCCGCCCCGCCGGGACCGCAGCUGCGCCUCUCCGGGCCGGGCCGGGCCGCACGAUGGGCGCCCGCGCGGGCUGAGCCCCGCCGUGACGGAAAAAUGAGUGGUGGGUUGGCACCAAGCAAAAGCACAGUGUAUGUGUCCAAUUUACCCUUUGCUUUGACUAACAAUGAUCUGUACAGGAUAUUUUCAAAGUAUGGGAAAGUUGUCAAAGUUACCAUUAUGAAAGACAAAGACACCAGAAAGAGCAAAGGAGUUGCCUUUAUUUUGUUUUUGGAUAAAGAAUCUGCACAAAACUGUUCUCGGGCACUUAAUAACAAACAGUUGUUUGGAAGAGUAAUAAAAGCAAGUAUUGCCAUUGAUAAUGGAAGAGCAGCAGAAUUCAUUCGCAGGCGUAACUACUUUGAUAAGUCGAAGUGUUACGAAUGUGGGGAAGCAGGACACUUAAGUUAUGCUUGCCCUAAAAAUAUGCUAGGAGAGCGGGAACCACCAAAGAAAAAGGAAAAGAAGAAGAGAAAGAAAGUAGUGGAGCCAGAAGAAGUUGAGGAGGAAGAAGAAAGUGAAGAGGAAGGAGAAGACCCUGCUCUAGAUAGCCUCAGCCAAGCCAUAGCUUUUCAGCAAGCCAAAAUUGAGGAAGAACAACAAAGAUGGACACAGACUGCAGGGGAAUCUUCAAUUUCAGAUGAUUCAAAACGUCCACGGAUUAAGAAAAGUGCUUAUUUCAGUGAUGAGGAAGAACUUAGUGACUGAAAUAAUACUGUUCUAAAUGCAUAUAUAAGAUAUGUAUAGUGUACAUUUUGUAAAGUGCUAUAAAGUGAUCUGUAAUACAGGUUUGUUUUGAUGUUGAAGACACUGAAAAUCAUGGGGUUUUUUUAUUCUGUCCCCUGACUCUCCCAUCUUUUUAUAUCUCUGUCUCAAAACCUUACCUUUCAAGGCAACUUUUUAAGAAAAUGAUGUGGUUAUACACUUAAAUCCAGAAAAGUAUCUGUGAGAAUGCAUCCUGCAGUUAGUGUCUAGACCCAAGUUCUAGCAGUGAAGUGUUUCAUGAGAAUUUCCCAAGGCUUUUUUCCUAAGAGGUGUUCUUCUUAGGAUGACUGUUAACACGACUCAUGCUUUAUGUAUUGGUCUGCUUGGAAGCAGUGUUUUAGUAGUGCCUAAGUAGAAUAUGAAACUUGCAUUAGUUCCUCUGCAUAGGGUUGAAUUUCCGCAUUAAACAUUGUCUUUUUACUCUUCAUGCAGUGCUCUAAUAAAUUAUUGUCACAUCAA
Molecule: messenger RNA, 1323 nt
Organism: Poecile atricapillus (Black-capped chickadee)
Lineage: Eukaryota; Metazoa; Chordata; Aves; Passeriformes; Paridae
Product: zinc finger CCHC-type and RNA-binding motif-containing protein 1
Exons: 8
Coding region: 157-807 (216 amino acids)
Biological process (GO): mRNA splicing, via spliceosome
Cellular component (GO): U12-type spliceosomal complex
Molecular function (GO): zinc ion binding; RNA binding
Source: RefSeq, a predicted model, not a curated record